CUUCGUCAUUUUCGUGCCGCAACAUAAACAAAACGCAGCGAACGGUGAUUUUUCGUUUUCGGAAUUUUUCUCCAAGAAUCUUUCUCCAGUGUUAAAUUCUUUCCCUCAAGCAUUUGUAAAAUGGACUCAGAUUGUUCAAAUGACUGGCGUAAUGCCCAUCACAGCACCGGUACCACAAUCAUGGCUGUGGAGUUCGAUGGAGGCGUCGUGAUUGGAGCUGACUCGCGUACCAGCACGGGCACUUAUGUGGCUAACCGUGUAACGGAUAAGCUGACCAAGCUGACGGACAAAAUCUACUGCUGCCGUUCCGGAUCGGCCGCCGAUACGCAGGCAAUCGCUGAUAUCGUCGCCUACUCGCUCGACUAUUAUGAAAAUCAAACGGGAGAGGAACCGCUGGUAGAAGACGCCGCGAACGAAUUCCGGAAGUACUGCUAUGAGUACCGCAGUUCGCUGGUAGCCGGUAUUAUCGUGGCCGGUUGGGACCGGAAGCACGGUGGCCAGGUGUAUUCGAUUCCACUCGGAGGCAUGCAGAUUCGCCAGAGCGUCACGAUUGGUGGUUCCGGCAGUUCAUACAUCUACGGUUUCGUGAAGGAGAACUACCGUGAGGGUAUGCCGCGUGACGAGUGUGUCGAGUUCGUGAAGAAGGCGGUAUUCCAUGCUAUGUACCACGAUGGUAGCUCCGGUGGCGUCUGCCGUAUUGGCAUCAUCACGAAGGAUGGUGUCGAGCGCCAGGUGUUCUUUGCUCCCCGAGACUAUGAGAAUGUUCCGCCACGUGCUGCGGUCGGUCCGAGCGUCUCGGUACAAGCUUAACAGGUAUCGCUGAAUCCAUUCUUUUAAUUGUGAUUCAUAAUAUUCGGGAGUCUUUUGUGGUUUGAAAUAUAAACGUAAAUCCUA
Messenger RNA from Anopheles darlingi, 894 nucleotides. It is a transcript of the gene Prosbeta1, whose product is annotated as proteasome subunit beta type-6. The transcript is spliced from 3 exons. Bases 121 to 810 code for a protein of 229 amino acids. Gene Ontology annotation, molecular function: threonine-type endopeptidase activity. NCBI's taxonomy places the organism in Eukaryota, Metazoa, Arthropoda, Insecta, Diptera, Culicidae. The record is from RefSeq and is a predicted model, not a curated record. Gene Ontology annotation, cellular component: proteasome core complex.